Molecule: messenger RNA, 2447 nt
Organism: Cajanus cajan (pigeon pea)
Lineage: Eukaryota; Viridiplantae; Streptophyta; Magnoliopsida; Fabales; Fabaceae
Product: D-lactate dehydrogenase (DUF668)
Biological process (GO): positive regulation of growth
Source: RefSeq, a predicted model, not a curated record
CUUUCCUUACUAGUAAUCUUCCCUAUACUUCUUGGCUCACUUACUGCCACCAACUAAUUCCAAUGACCAAAACCCUCGUCGCGAUCUCACUACGAACUCCUAUUGCCACUACUGCAACCACCACAUGGCGGGGCCUUCCGAUUCAAAGGUUGAAUUCCUGGCGUGGCUCUCUCAAGUGAUGAGAGGUCUCUGCUCGCGUUCCGACGAGGAUGACCGAGUCUUCGUCAACGCCGACGCCGCUCAUACCAAGCCUACCACCAACCACUCUGCCGUCGCGCCGCAGAGAAUGGAGAGGAACGUUCCGGACCCUUCUAGGACCUACGGCGGACCUUCUGCCGCGGUGGAGGAACACUUUUACGAUGGAAUCCCGUUCUACGUCGAGGACUCUUCGUCUAACAAGUCUAGGUCAAAGGUCUCAGAGGUGAGUUUACGCUUGGGCAGAGCUGGAUUUGGGAAGGCAGUAGAGGUUUUGGACACCCUUGGGAGCAGCAUGACAAAUUUAAAUGCUAGCAGUGGGUUUGUUUCUGGAGCUGCGAUAAAGGGGAAUGAAAUUUCUAUCUUAGCAUUUGAGGUUGCUAACACAAUUGUCAAAGGUUUUAAUCUUCUGCAAUCUCUUUCCCCAAAAAGUAUUAGGCAUUUAAAAGAAGAGGUACUUCUUUCUCCUGCUGUGCAAGAUUUAGUAUCAAAGGACAUGGAUGAACUUCUGAGGAUUGUGGCAGCAGACAAGAGGCAGGAAUUGAAAGUUUUUUCUGAUGAGGUGAUUCGUUUUGGAAAUCGUUCAAAGAAUCCUCAAUGGCACAACUUAGACCGUUACUUUGAGAAGGUUAGCAGAGAAUUAAAUGCUCAAAGACUGUCAAGAGAUGAGGCAGAAUCAAUAAUGCAACAAUUGAUGACUUUGGUUCAGUUUACAGCUGAAUUGUACCAUGAAUUACAUGCUUUGGAUAGAUUUGAACAAGAUAUUCAGCAGAAAUGUGAGGAGGAUGAUCAAAGAGGUGAUAGCCUUGCAUUCUUGAAGGCAGAAAUUAAAAGUCAAAAGAAGCAAAUUAGACAUCUAAAGAAAAAAUCACUCUGGUCUAGAAGUUUAGAGGAGGUUAUGGAGGAACUUGUAGACAUUGUCCAUUUUUUGCAUUUGGAGAUUAGCAAUGCCUUUGGCAAUGCAGAUGGCCACAAACCAUUAAUUGGACACAUGAGCAAUCGACAAAGAUUGGGCCAUGCAGGCCUCGCUUUGCAUUAUGCAAAUAUAGUGCUUCAAAUUGAUACUCUUGUAGCUAGAUCCUCUAUGCCUCCUGCAAAUACUAAGGAUGCAUUAUAUCAAAGCUUGCCUCCUAAUAUAAAAUUAGCUUUGCGCUCCAAAUUGCCAUCCCUUCGUGUUGUCGAAGAGCUAACUAUAGCAGAUAUCACAGAUGAGAUGGAGAAAACAUUACAUUGGUUGGCCCCCAUGGCCACUAACACAUCCAAAGCUCAUCAUGGCUUUGGUUGGGUAGGGGAGUGGGCAAACACAGGGUCUGAGGUAAACAGGAAGAGUGGUGUAAUGCAGAUUGAGACAUUCCACCAUGCAGACAAAGACAAAGUGGAAUAUUAUAUUCUUGAACUUCUCUUGUGGCUUCAUCGCAUGGUGAUCAGAAGUAAGGCUGUUAGUGAUGCUAGCAAAGUAAGGUCUGCCAUCAAGUCCCCUGUUGGCGCUGCCUUGCAAAAGACAAAUAAGCAGUCUAUAAAUGCAGCAACAUUAUCAUUAUUAACAAUCGACGAGCAAAACAUGCUGCAGGAUGUAAAAAACAAAAUAUCAGCUAGACGGAUAAGUAAAAGCUUGGACUUUGACAGUGCGAAUAUUAGAUUCAGGGAGAACUGUAGAUUGACCAAGAGUAGAAGUCAUUCAUCAAGUAAAAGCAAGGAAAUGUCUUUUAAUAGGAUUUUGUCUAAGCUUCCAGUGAUUGAUUUUGAUAUUGACAAAGAAAGAGCAUUGAACGUGAUCGACAGACUGGAUGGGGUGAGAUAAUUUGCAAGGUUGCAUUGCAUGUUUGCCUUUGAAAUGAAUGGAAAAGAGCAAUAAUACAGAUGGACAUAGGAGUGGGUUUUCUUUCUAUGCAUAUAUAUGCCACAUUCUUGUUGCAAGCGUUGAAUGGCGUAUUUUUGCGGCACCUUUGGUACUUUGGACAUUGAAGCUCCAUGUGAUGUAGAUAUCAUCUUUAUAUGACAGGCACCAAGGUAAGUGCUGUUGGGACGAUAGGCCUUCAUGCUUGUUUCAAUGUGACUGCAAAGCCCACUUAAUAUGGGAGCGGACUGGUUCAUUGUCGAGUGUAUAUAUUGUGAGGUAAUGAGGAUAUAGCGCCCAUCAUUUUGCACAGCUUUUCCUUUUGUGGGUUUGGCUACCCAUGCUCACUACUGAAUCUAGAUUUUGUCGUUAUGAUUUUUCCACAUCUUUUUUACAUCAACUUUACUCUUUUUUA